AAUUUUGCAUAUUGAAGAGACAGAUUUGCAAAGAGGUGUGGUCUGACAUAUACCUCGUUUGGUCGGUUGUCUCUGUUUUCCUAACAACCAGUCUCUUCUUUUGCUUGUCUGUGAACGAAUAGGGAAUGGUACUCUGUCAAAUUGGCCAUGUCCCUCUUUUUUGUCUUAUCUUUCACCACAGGAGAGUGCCAGUAUUUUUUAUCGGAUAAUUUCUCGAAUGAAUCGAUUUCACCCUGAUUUAGAGUGGUUUUUUCUUCAACUUUGGGCUUAGGUUGUUGCCAGUCGGUAGUGUACCUGCUGACAGCUGUUGACUAUCCGAAUGCCAUUUAAACCUCAAUUAGUACAAGAUCAUUAAACCGACAUGUGUUUGAGUCAUCGACAAGGUAGCGAUUUGUGUUUUUAAUUUUUAGAUGACGGGGCUUCGUGCCGGUUUCUUCAUGAGAGGGUGUCCACAUGGUCAAUCGUAUUUUAGUAAGCUUAAUUGUUCACUCCGUUGGUAACCUAACACUUUGGCUUCAGAAGUCUACAUGAGGAAUACCAGUACCCAGAUGUUUCUGAAGUUUCACGCUCUGGAUUCAAGAUAGUGAAGUUUGAAUUUUGAAGCGAAGAUAGAAUUGGUCGGUGGCCCAAGAGGUUCCAAGAGGUGGAAGAGGUGAACAAAGUUAAUGAUGUUUCCUCAACGCAUUGGAUAUUGGAGUAAAGUCCAAGCAGCAAGUGCCAUGCUUUGCCACAAAAUUAUGGAAGAAAUUGGAAGAAGUGGAAGAAGAGGGGUUCUGUAGUAAGGCGUGAAAUGUGGCCUGUUUUGGUCACAAGACAGCCACGUGGAUUUGGAUUUGUACAGUUUUUGGAACCACGAGAUGCCGCUGAAGCACAAUACUGCUUGGAUCAUCAAUUAAUCCAAGGUCGAGAAAUAACAGUUGUAUUUGCAGAGGAGAAUCGCAAAAAGCCCCAGGAAAUGAGAACCAAAGAACGAAUUAGAGGUCGCCCUGGUUUUGGUGGUCGCAGAGGAUCGAGAUCCUCCUAUGGACGUUCUCGCUCCCGGUCACCGCGACGUUUCUCCCCGUCUCCUAGAGGUGGUCGUAGAUCAAGAUCUUUGACACCACCAGCAAGGCCUGCACGAUCACCCUCUCCUGGACGUGAGAACAAUGCUCCUUCCAGAUCACCCUCUGCUGUGAGGUCUCACAGAAGAAGAACUGGAGAGAGGUCUCCCAUGCCUUCUCGAGAGAGGUCUCCAGCCUUACCUCGUCGUUCAAGAGACGGUGAACCCCGCGCAAGAGAACUUGAACCUCGUUCAAGAGAUCCCGAGCUUCGUGCUAGAGAUGUUGUGCCUCGUACUAGAGUUGUCGAGCCUCACUCAAGAGACAUCGAGCCUCGUGCCAGAGAUGUCGAGCCUCGUGCCAGAGAUAUUGAGCCUCGAGCAAGGGAUGCUGAGCCUCGUAUGAACGGUAGAGACAGUAAUAAUGCACGGUCACGCUCAAGGUCUCCAGCUGGAUCACCUCUUACCCCUCCGAGAAGGCGGCGAUCCCCCUCUCCCCAAGCUCGAAGGGGAUCUCCAUCAAGUCAUCGGCCGCACUCCCGAGACGCUGCCCGAGAUGAAUUCACGGCGUCUCCUACUGCUGAUGUCAGGCGUUCUCGACCUUCUGGAGGCUUUUCUGACCAGGCUCCCCGAUCUCCAGUAUCCUCUUAAAACACCUAAAGAUGAAGACUAUUGGUAACAUGACCUAAAAAUGAAGAAUAUCAUAGUUUUGGUAACCUCCUAAAUAUCUCAUGUUCUGAAUACAGAGUAGCAAUGAAGUUUUGUUUUCUCACAAGGACUACGAUGAUCAGCCGAGAUGUUUUCUGAUGACCAUAGUAGAUUUGCGCCACACUUACAGCUUUUAGAGGCUUCCAUGUGUCACAUUUCUAUGCGGCACGAACUUUCGCUUUCUGUGUUGAAUGUCUCAAGUAUUUUUUUGAUUGAAAAACCUUUUCCUGAAAAGAAAGCUCCUUUUGUCUUAAA
Messenger RNA from Physcomitrium patens, 1999 nucleotides. RefSeq lists its product as uncharacterized. The record is from RefSeq and is a predicted model, not a curated record. Gene Ontology annotation, molecular function: RNA binding. NCBI's taxonomy places the organism in Eukaryota, Viridiplantae, Streptophyta, Bryopsida, Funariales, Funariaceae.